AUCACGCCCGCUCCGUAAACCUCAUCCCAUACGUCAUUUCCUUUCUCGUAACGGAAGGGUGAUGUGGCUAUAAGAAAAUUGUGAAAAUGUCUGCCAUCUUUAAUUUCCAGAGUCUCCUGACGGUCAUCCUCCUCCUCAUUUGUACGUGUGCUUACAUCCGUUCCCUCGCUCCCAACCUGCUGGACAAAAACAAAACUGGAAUUCUGGGCAUAUUUUGGAAAUGUGCAAGGAUAGGUGAGCGGAAGAGCCCGUAUGUGGCAGUCUGCUGCGUCAUCAUGGCCUUCAGCAUUCUGUUCUCAGAGUAGCUCCUUCAGCAGAGGGGGUCAGCCAGGUUCCCCACAACAGUGGCAAGGCAGCACCACGGAGGGGGGCCUGGAUUCCCAGUGAUGGCGCCCUUUCCCAGUGAUGGAGCCCUUUCUGGCUUCGACACACCGAUUCGGCUCAAGAAGUCUGAGGCACAAACGUCAUGUCAUUCAACUCCCGUACCCCUAAGCCUUUCAGGCCGUGGGGAGGUCAGAUUCCUUUACCCCCUACAGUGUUUCCUACUACAUUUGUUUUCAUCUGCUGCACGACUGGGAUACUGAGAUCCUGGGGCUUCACGUUCAGCCAAAAAUCGCCGCUCGGACUCUCUCUCGAUCGUCAGGAACAUAUAGCCUCUAAAUGCAAAAUUGGUGAAACUGGCAGGGUCAUUCUGUCAUGUGAUAUCACUGUAUCACAUUCUUGGGCAAGCAAAUUUCACCAAAAAAAUAAGUGCCACACAAGGAUUGUUUGACCAAGAGCUUGAUUACAUCUAGAUUUAUUGUCUAUUUCUGGAAAAUGGAAUUUGUACGUAAAGGAAAACGUUUGUUCUAGUGUUGUUUCCCUUAAUUAUUUCCAAGCGCAAACAUUUCAGAACUUCAUUCCUGCUGUUGAGCAAGGAAUGUCAGUGUGAAUGUGGGCCAUUUAUGUGGAACCUGAACAGAUGCUCAUAAUGGCUUACUGUCUUGAUUAAUGCUGUCAUUAGGUAACAUUGGGAAACCUCACAAUUUACAAUGUGUUGAUCUUGAUCCGAGCUUUAUUGAAAAGUGUAAUCUGAUGUUUCCUUAACCAAAAUGAUUAAAAUUGGACUGGAUUUGGUCAUUUGUGCUUCUGGGCUAUUUGUAUUACAGUCAUGCUGUAAUAAUUCAUUUUACAGGUAUAGCUGGCUAAAUUCGUUAUGAGUUAUAUGAUGUUCACCUUUUUCAGCUGGAAACGGCAGUUCCUUGUUUAUAGAUUUUUGUAUUUAAUGUGCAAAGCCAUUUUGAAACCAAAAUGUGGAAUAAAAAAAUAACACUGCUAUUUGCACAGUGGGUGAUAAAAUGUUUUGAUGCUAUUAAACUGUUUCAUUCAUGAACCUCCUAUUAACUGAUUGAAUUUUUGUAUUCUCUUGGCCAUAAAUGUAUAUAUGCAAUCUCGUAAAUCUGUAAAUUAUGAAAUCCUUCUCUGUUUGUUUUUGAUAGCCAGAAUGUUUGUGCAGUUCAAUAUUUAAUAAACUGAACAGUCUUACCUUG
Molecule: messenger RNA, 1529 nt
Organism: Paramormyrops kingsleyae
Lineage: Eukaryota; Metazoa; Chordata; Actinopteri; Osteoglossiformes; Mormyridae
Gene: tmem167a
Product: transmembrane protein 167A
Source: RefSeq, a predicted model, not a curated record